Molecule: messenger RNA, 2077 nt
Organism: Monopterus albus (swamp eel)
Lineage: Eukaryota; Metazoa; Chordata; Actinopteri; Synbranchiformes; Synbranchidae
Gene: b4galnt1a
Product: beta-1,4-N-acetyl-galactosaminyl transferase 1a
Exons: 12
Coding region: 436-2037 (533 amino acids)
Biological process (GO): ganglioside biosynthetic process
Cellular component (GO): Golgi membrane
Molecular function (GO): acetylgalactosaminyltransferase activity
Source: RefSeq, a predicted model, not a curated record
CCCAUGCAAAUAGAGGAUGCAUGUAGAGGUGUGGCUUUGAGUCGCUGUUGAAGGAACCCACACCGGUCACGCCCAUCUUGAGAGGACGCAAAAUGUCUGAAGUUUGAGCACAUGUUAGGUUUAAACCAUAAGAAAUAUCCGAUUUACGGAAACAACAACAGUAAGAAUGGUCACUUCAUUUCCUUUCUUUUCUUCUUUCUUCAUUUCUUUCUUACUCGAGAUGCUGGGGCUAUUUGCGUUUCAUCGCCGUUAACUGGACAAAUGUGAGCGCGAUGUCGUCUGCUGUUGCGGAAGAAAGUUAAUGGCAGGCACCUAAUCCAGAUAAUGUGACUAUCUCAGCAACCAGACUUACACAUUGUCUAGAGCCUUCAGGUGGCAGGAAUACCUUUCACCUGCUCCAUUCACUGCCAUUAUAACUGGGAGCAGAAUAUUGAGAUGAUGCUUUUUGCCUAUAAGAAGUGUUUCAGACUCAUUUUGGCCUGUGUGGGUGGACUACUGCUUACAACCUUGUUUUAUGAGUGGAGCCUUUGGGCUAGCUCAGAAGUCGAUAUACAAGCAAGACACAGGAGUCAAAUACAGAAACUUGUCAAUGGGAUAGUUGAAGACACUAUCAGUGGCUCUCUUGAUAUUGCCUACCAUGUAAAGGAGGAUGUGGCACGUCGUUUGGCUCAGAAUACAUGUGUGUGUCUGGCUGAUGAGAACUUUCAUGUGCCGUACUCCAAUCUGCUCUUCCCACGUGUUGGGGCACGCAAGAAUGAUCUUGCGUUCUUGGAGUCCCAUCCUGACCCUGAGGGUAUAAAGCAUCACAGAGCUCAGGAGUACAGCAGAUUUAAGCAGAGGACCUACAGUCCUGCAGAUGAACUUAUUGUAGCUGAGGCCAACAGUCCCCUUCAGUAUCCUACCCAGGGGGUCAGGGUGCGACCUCUGAAAACAAUCAUCAUUCCUGGUUUGGCUCUUAAAGAAGAAACAAGAUUAAACCAUGUGGUGCAUUUGAAAGCAACACUGGGGACCUUUGAUGUUGCUGCUACAGUGGACACAGUCUCUGUCAAAGGAGAGGGAGAGAUGCACAUGAUGGUGUCAAGUCCUUUUGUCUCUGCUCUGAACAGGCAGUUGCAGUUUGUCACCUAUACAAACACAGUUUUCCAUCCCAGGACAGCAGAUAGAGUUGAGUUUGCAACCGAAGGUCACCUGUCAUUUUUCACCAUUAAAGUUGAACAUGGAACCCCUCCAAACCUGUACAACACUGGAUACCAAAAAGAGUACAAUAUCAGUGCUCUUGUUACCAUUGCCACUAAGACCUUUCUACGGUAUGACAAACUCAAAGAUCUUAUUGACAGCAUUCGGCAAUAUUAUCCAACUGUCACAAUAGUGAUAGCAGAUGAUAAUGAACACCCUCAGCAAGUGACUGGGCCUCACAUUGAGCAUUACAUCAUGCCUUUUGGAAAGGGUUGGUUUGCAGGAAGAAACUUGGCUGUGUCUCAAGUGAUCACCAAAUAUGUGCUCUGGGUGGAUGAUGACUUCAUCUUUACUGCAAAUACUAAGUUGGAAAAGAUGGUGGACAUUCUAGAGAAGACCACUUUUGAUCUGGUUGGUGGUGGAGUGAGAGAGGUGACAGGUUACACUGCAACAUACCGUCACACUAUUUCAGUGGAAGAAGGGGGAGAGGAGGGAGACUGUUUACAUUUAAGGCAGGGCUACCACCAUGUCAUCAAGGGGUUUCCCAACUGCGUGGCAGCUGAUGCUGUCAUCAACUUCUUCAUGGGACGGACAGACAAGGUGCAGCAGGUGGGCUUUAACCCCCGCUUAGCACGAAAGGCUCAUCUAGAGUUCUUCAUUGAUGGUUUGGGCUCCCUCCACAUUGCCUCCUGUAGUGAUGUCAUUGUAAGCCAUGCAUCCAAGAUCCAACUACCCUGGUCUAAAACAGAAUCACAAAAGGCCUAUGACAAAUUUCGCUACUCAUCCUCAGAUGCUGACGAUAAAAUUAUUAAAGAAACUUUCUACUUCAAGAACAGAUUCAAGUGCACAACAAGUAAUUGAAAGCUUGGCUCCCACUUGUCUGUUUGCUGCCCAGGCACGU